Molecule: messenger RNA, 5088 nt
Organism: Aureobasidium melanogenum CBS 110374
Lineage: Eukaryota; Fungi; Ascomycota; Dothideomycetes; Dothideales; Saccotheciaceae
Exons: 5
Coding region: 1-5088 (1695 amino acids)
Biological process (GO): telomere maintenance; regulation of DNA-templated transcription
Cellular component (GO): nucleus
Source: RefSeq, a predicted model, not a curated record
AUGGUCUCUGCUGAGCCUUUCGAGCAUCUCGCCAAUCGUCCUCCUACUCCUCCCAAAGACGUCGACAACGACAUAAAUCAAGCAAUUGGUCUUCUAGACGUCGACUUCGAACCCGAGCAAAAGCAAGUGCGACCAGCCUGUUCUCGUUCAGGCACUCCCGUCCAACCAUCCCCUCCCUCUUCCCAAGGAGAAGGCUCGCGGCACAGGUCAAGCAAGCGAGUCGAAUUCUCGCCAUGCGUCACUGCUCAUGACCCUACACCUUUUUAUGCCACUUCAGCAGGCACUGCCAGUCCACUUCCUCGCCGUUUUCCCUCAAGCAAGCAACCAAGGCCUGUCCGAUCUAUUCUGAAGGCUAGUCUCGACCUGCAGACCCCGACACCUGACGCUGCAUCGCCGGCACCCGACUACUUCUCCAUCUCCGACCCAAAGACCUUUCCCGUCAUGCUUGACUCGGUCCUCAAGUUCCUCGACGCCUCUUCUACGGCCCUGCGCCUGGACGGAUACAGCACUCUCAAUGGCGCUCUCAAGGCCUACGAUGAUCUGCCCGACGUCGAUGCAAUGCGUUCUAAAAUGCCUCUUCUGGUCAAAUACAUGUCUCGAGAUAUUCUUGAAUCGAGUCGCAAACCAGACCCGAUGGCAUCAAACCUGACCACACAAGCCUUGAAGCUCACCACUGCAAUCCUUAUGCUGCCUGCUCUUGCCGACUCUCUGGAUGAGCAAUUUGAGACUCUGCUUGUCGAUCGUGCUAUCGAGAUUUUGGAGCAAGACCCAGUACCAAAAUCUAUUGCCAACCAUCACAUGUUUCUCCUUGCAACUCAACGCUUUUCGUCAAGAGUCAUGACCCCGACCAAAGUGGAGCGAAUUGUCUCUUCACUCACCACAAUCCACGAGCGCGUAAGCGGCAACAGUGUCAUCGCAUCUCGUUUGGUCAUCUUCCAGCGUCUGAUGGAUCAGGCCUCAUCUACUAUGCUUGCCAGUAUGCGUGAUUGGAUGCCUCACAUCUUCCACGGUGUUUUGAGUAGCAUCAAAGACGUUCGAGUGCGCGCCAUCGAAACUGGAAUGCACGCUGCUAUGAUGUACGGCAAAAGCUACUCAUCAACCAAAGUCAUCAUUGAUCUUUUUCACACGGUCACUGCUGAGGGCAGCACUUACGGUGCUUAUUUUACUGCCCGUCUUUUCGACAUGUCCAAACCAAAAGAUGGUGGCGAGAACACAGACCUUGAAGAGGCUGUUCCACAAAUUUGGUCAAUGGUGGUACUUUUCUUCAGAAGCAAGAAGGUGAAACUAUCACAGUGGCGCUUGUUCUGUGAAGAGUGGUUCCUCUUGAUUCAAAAUUGUCUCAAUAGUAAGAAUAUCACCGUUAAGUUUCGAGCCACGUGCGCUUGGAACCGCCUGGUCUAUGUCGCCAAUCCGGAUCGCGAGAUGCUAGAAAAGAUGGAAGGAUGGGAUCACACGCUUCGAGUCCCAUUCGUACACAUUCUCCACACGAACAAGGGUCGAGACAAGAAGAGUAAGGAAGUUCGUCACAUCGCACUAUCUGGCUAUUGCAAUCUGCUACAUUACGCCCUACGACCUUCUCAGCCUUGGCAAGAUCUCGACUAUUUUUGGGAUCUCUAUGUCAAGGAAGUUCUUCUCAAGUUACUCCUUGCGGGCGGAAGAGAUGCCAGUCUAGCCUGUCGGGUGCUUAAGGCACUUUUCGACGGCAAGUCGACCUUCUGGGACGAGGAAGUAGCGAGCAAGGCCCCAAUACUUCCUGAGGCUUUGUCUCGACUAGACUCUAAGUGGGUGCGUUCCAGAGCACAAAAGAUUCUGGAAUUGCUGGGCCCUUUCCUCGAACUUUCUUUGGCCCAGUCAGGAGACGGACGUGGUAUCGAUGGAACGCCUUGGCGUGAGUUUUUGACUGCCAUCGCUAGUGCUGGAAGUCAUGAGGUCCUGAGGUCACAAGAACUCAAAGAGUGCUUGGCUCAACUGAUGAAUUUCUUCGGUCGUCUUUGGGCAAAGGCUCCAGAGAGUGUGGAUCAUCUGGAAACGCCUUGGAUUUCACGCUUCGCAGCCCUGGUACAAUGCUCUAUUGAGAUCAUCGGUCCUUUGCCAUUCAGCGAGGAGAACCUGGCUCGAAGUGAGUCUAAGAAUUUCGAAGCUGCACCAACUCCAUCGAAUCGUUCAUCGAAACAUCAUGCGAGACUGCAGUCACCUGCCGGUUUCCUGUUCGAUCUAUUUGCCCAGCCGCCGCUCGCAAUCAGUACAGAUGUUGCCUAUUCUGAUGCUUUGAGAUGCUUACUCCAUCAGAUCUGUCAGGGCAGAAACUCACGCAAGGAGCGACUGGAGCUUAUACGCAAAUGCUCACAGUCGAGUUCGGCGUUGAAAUCCGUGUUGUUGUGGACUACAGCAGUACAAGAGACCACCACAGUUCUCCUUGACUCUAGCCUCAACGAACCUGUUCAGGAACCAGCUCGCCUUGGACAUCAAGCUCGCCAUGCUAUCUCGAUACUGGCGUCUGGUCUCCACCUCCAACACGAAGAGAGUGCUACUUUACCUGCUGCUUUCGAACUUGUAAGUGUGCUGGCAAGAAUUCUGAAACAAGAAGCUGGCGAAGGCGGUGUGGUUCUCGGUCUCAUGGAACCUUUGGCUGAGGCGUUGUUCCAGCACAGAGACGAGAUGAUCUCGAAAUCUGUCUUUGUUCAGUUCUCUGAGAAGUUGCUUCGGGUGGGAGCAUUUCCACGUAAUAAACAGCAAAUGGACGAAGCACGCAGAUCUCUUUGGAACACGCAUCCGCCGCUCUCAAAGCAAUCAAGCUUUGAGCCGUUCAACCACGUGUAUGAGCUUACAAAUUCGGCCCUAUUGAUCUCAUAUAGCAGCAUUGCAGAGACCGCGCAGUGCCUAGCACCAUUCAUCGAAGCGGUCCAAGACUUCCUCUCGAAAUGUCCUCUUUCUCUCUUCGCGUCACCAGCACUACGCAAAGUGCAAUGCGGAUUGUCCUUGGUCAUCAAAGAUGAGAGUCGCACGAUUGCAGGUAGCAAGGAGACUCAAGAAGUGUUCUUCAAAGUACUUGCUCUUUGGCAGUCCAUACUCGCUCAGCUGAAGAACCUACCAUCCAACAAAACCCUAUUGAAAGGGUUGAACGAAUUGUUCGCAGCUGGCUUGAACAGCACGCAUCGAGACAUCAUCAACCUCACUGUGUCUUUCUGGAACACUACCUUUGGGCAGCUUGAUUCUCUCGAGUAUCCCAGCCAGAUUGAGCAAGCGAUGAGGCGACUUCGACCGCUCGUUGAGCUUGACCUACCUACUUUCCCAGAGAACGAUGAAGCAUCGGCGCCAUCACCUCUCCGUGACUUGAUUGAGUCUCAGCAAGACGUAAACAUUCAAGAAACGCCAUCGCCUGCUAAGCAGCAACCUAUCAGAAGAUCCAAGAGAACGAGUGUGCUCAAUCGUGCUAUCUCUUCUAGCCCACAAAGUGAGAAGCCCAGCACAAGAAGGCAACCUAUUUUCAAAGGAGCACCGAAGUCAAAGUUGCGACACAACGAUUCUCAAGUUGAAUUCACGGCCGUCGAGAGCUCAUCCCCAGUCGCGAUGGAAUCUCAACUUCUCACUGAACAUCAAAGGGAGGUCAGAUCUCGACAGCGAUUUGAGACGGCACCGCUGUAUCCUGAAUUCUCAUCAAGUCCAGUUCCAGGAAGGAGAGCCUCGAAGUCAGGAUUGCCACUACUAGAUUUCUCUAGCCAGCAACCCGGCGCGGAGAACGGUUAUGCUACACCCACACUGAAUGAUGAUCAAGGUCCGAUGGAUGAGUACAUCACCUCCUCACCUACCCCAAAGGCAGCUGAGAAAUUACAGCCCGCUGCUGACCAGAACACGGAUCUUGUUGAAUCGGCCCCGGAAGCUGAGGAUGACAACAUCCCAUCUUCGCCGCCCGAGAUGGCUGAUGACGAGAUGGAAGACGAGACUGUGUACGAGGGCACAACAGAGAUUGAGAAUUUACAAACUGCUGAGCAACAGGGUCCGAGUCACUUGCGGUUCGAGAAUGUGCCCGAGGACUUGUCCACAGUAGUGCCUCAAAAAGAGACCAGAGCCGACGAAUCUAGAGCACUGCCGAAACAAACACCUGCGGUCGAGCAAGCGGCUCAUGUACAUGAAGCUGAGAACCCUGCAGAACCUUCUGCGCACAAGGCUGCUGUGACACCAGGUGACAUUAGUAGGGUCCUGGAUUCCUUCGUAGGGAGCGCGCCUGAUGAAGACGAUACUGCAUUGGCUAGAGAAGAGACACGAACCAACUCUGUUAUCGAGCCAAAUCCUGCUCUCUCUGCAUCCAAGCGUAAGCGAGAAGAGCCGCAGGAGGCACGAGGCUCAGUUAAGCGUCGCAAAUCGUCUGCAUCACCAUUUAGACGCGCGAUGACAAGAGCAUAUUCCUUCCUUACCGGUAGCCAAGUGGAAAAGAAAGACGAUGACGAUGAUGAGGACGAUGAGGAAGUGCAAGACUGUAUCGUAGUUGGGAGUCAACAGGCUGUGGAAGAUGAAAGCCAGUCGGAACCUGCAGAGGACUCUCCGAUCCGAGAAUCGGCUCCGGCAGGUAUCGCUCCAGCUACAGUCAAACGUGGACGUGGAAGACCGCGGAAAUCGACGACACCUGUCUCCGCUCCUGUUUCAUCCGUCAGAACUCGAGCUUCGAAACGUCGUGCGUCAACACUGGAAGGGGAAGAGAACGAGGAAUCUGUGGUCAUCGAUACGCCUGCGCCUACCAAGUCUCGGAGGACGACGCGAAGUCAAGAUGCGAAGACCGGCCAGCCAGUUGAACACGUCAUGCUUUUUCCUACGCACCAGUCAAUGAUCGAUGAUGCGAUGAUUGAAGAGCAGGAAGAGGACGCAAAUGGACAUGACCAAGAAGCAGACUCGCAGCUGAAGCAUGAGGCUGAGAAAGCAAUCCAUGAACAACGACCCACGCAGGCCAGGUGGGUGAUCACAAGGUUGCAAGAAAUCAUCAUCAACGCCGCAACCUUGGUCAUUGGACCACAUGAGGAAAGAGAAAUAAACGACGCUAUGUACGUGCUAGGGAGAAAUUUCUACGAGGCACGGAGACGAUUCGAUGGUUAG